GCGUUUUUUGCUCACCUCCUGCCGGACGGGUGCGCAUGCGCGGUGGCGGAAAGAAGGCAGCGAAGGUGUCAAAGACCAAGAUGAACCUCUUAGGAAAGCUGCCUCCCCAAGAGACGCUGCAGUUUGUUCAUAAAGUAAUUGAUGGCAUAUGUGGCCGGGCGUACCCUCGAUAUCAGGACUACAACACUAUUUGGAAUUUGUCAGAAUGGAUGGAAGUUUUAGAACAAACGACAGCAUAUUUCAAAAAUGCAGUUGGCAAAAAUGUCUCCGAUGAAGAGGCUGUCCAGCAGCUGAAUGAGUUGAGUGUUGACUGUCAAAAAGCAUUGGACACUUGCCUGAAAGGAAGAAAACAGGAUAUUCGACGGGCCUUGAUUGAAAAAACAAAUGCCAUGUGCUCUGCUCAACUCCUGGAUUUUGACUGGCAGCUGAAGCUUGCCCUCUCCAGUGAUAAGCUGUCCAUGCUACAGAUGCCACUGCUAAACCUGGAUCUGGAUAUGAGAGAGAAUGAUGACAUCAAGUUGUGCUCCUUAGAAAUGAAUAAGGAGGAGCUACAAAAUCUAAUAAAUGCAUUGGAAGCUGCUAAUAAGGUUGUCUUGCAACUGAAAUGAUCUCAGGUAUCGCCAGUGUCUCUUGGCAAUAACAAAGCAAACACAGAUUAUACAAAACAAAGAAGGGAAUUGUGUUUUUGAACAGCUGAUGUCAGCUCAUGAAAAGAUGAAGACCAAGACCUUUAACUGCAGAUGUUCCAAUAGUCAGACUCUUGAUUUAUGCUAGAUGGCAGUUAGCAGUAAAACACAUUGGGUUUAAUUUGUGGACAAGUUGAAAGGAACAUUGUUUGUCAAACCACUUGUGAAGAGUCACAAGCACUAUGAUAAAUCAGAAAUUCAAUGCUUUUUCAAGAUUCCGAAGAUACUUUGGAGUUUGACUUCUAAUGUUUCCAGCAAAGCAGAGAAGUGGCACCUCAGAAAAUGUAUUAUUUCCUUUAAUUUUGGACUUAUAUCAUGGCCAACAAAUGAAAACAACACAAUCAUUUCCAUUGUUAAAGGCAAAAUUUCUAUGUUGUCUCCAGAACUUUAUAAAAAUAUGUUUCCUUGUUCUAAUUUAGUCUUCAAAAUACAAUAGUACAGUAUCUUCUGUUACCACCUUUCAAAUGCACUGGAUUGCAACUCGCAUCCUUCCAGGUUGGCAGGAGAUACCUUGAAGAACACCUGGUUGAAAGGGGAGGCUCUGAUUGGAUAUGUCCUCGGUGAUCAGGCUGAACAUGACCAGCUCCAGAUCCAAAAAGACUGACUUGGGCCUAUUGACCAGAAAUUGACAAUGUUUGUAAAUGCAACUCACGUUGAAAUACUGAAAGCUCAUAACAGGAAACAUGUAUUCUGUAGAAUUUUAUUAGCUGUUACAUUGAGAACCACUGGGUAAGGUAGCACAAGUGACGUGGCUUUAGUUGGACUGCAAGUCUCAUUAUUCCUUUGCUGUCUAGGGUUGGUGGGAGUUGCUUUCCAACAGAUGGAGGGCCAAGUUGCUUACCCCCUGCUAUGAAUGUACCCAGAAUGGGAUGAUCAUUAACAUUCAGUCUAAUUAUCAUGUCUUUUUGUACAUGAACUGGUUGUUUU
Molecule: messenger RNA, 1613 nt
Organism: Anolis sagrei ordinatus
Lineage: Eukaryota; Metazoa; Chordata; Lepidosauria; Squamata; Anolidae
Gene: COMMD8
Product: COMM domain containing 8
Source: RefSeq, a predicted model, not a curated record